Messenger RNA from Acanthaster planci (crown-of-thorns starfish), 9891 nucleotides. Its product is annotated as lymphocyte antigen 75-like. The record is from RefSeq and is a predicted model, not a curated record. Lineage: Eukaryota; Metazoa; Echinodermata; Asteroidea; Valvatida; Acanthasteridae.
ACGAGCUUUACACGCCCCCCGGAGAAGCGUGUUGGUGUUUAGAUCACACUCUUCCUCUUUGUGGCUUAUGGAGGGCUGGAAACGAUGAGACUGUGUAUCCUUCUAUGCACCUCCCUGCUGGCAGUUGCCACCGCUCAAAAUCCUCCUGUGCCGCAGUGUGGAGGGAGCUGGCAACAGCUGAACGACAAAUGCUUCUUAGUGGUUUCCUCGUUUAGCACAUGGGGCACGGCCCAAAAGAGAUGCCAAAAGAAAGGGGGAAAUCUCGCCAUCAUUCCUGACGCAGCAACUACGACUUUCUUGAAAAAUGUUCUCACUGGAGUCGGUGGUCAGUUCUGGAUCGGACUGCACGACGUGAUCGCGGAGAACACGUUCAAAUGGAUAGACGGGACGCCUAUUACGAGUUCCAGUUACACAAAUUGGAAUCCUGGCGAGCCAAACAACUCUGGUAAUGAAGACUGUGUCACGAUGUAUGCCAGUUCGGCGAAAUGGAACGAUGAUAGCUGCUCAAAAACUAAGUAUUACAUCUGCAGUAGAAGUUCCAAUGUAAGUCCAGUAUGCGACGAGGCAGACGGCUGGACGAACUACAACGGCAAAUGCUACCAGUUUUUUAACAGGGGUGUAACGUGGCAGGGCGCCGAAAACACGUGUAAAUACUUCAAAGGUGGUCACAUAACUUCUGUGAAGUCUGCAGCCGACCAAAAGUAUCUGGACAAUUUGCAAGCCGCGCACACAAGUGACUAUUGGAUCGGUUUGCAAGAUAAGGAAAACGGAAAUGAUGGCGAAUAUCAGUGGUCGGACAAGACGACCUUUGAUCCAAAUAUGUUCAGUAAAUGGGAUGCUAACCAGCCAACAAACCAGUGGUAUGGUAAGGAGGGUGACUGUGGAGUUGUCAAUUCCACAGGAGUCUGGACCAUAGAUCAGUGCUCAGGCACACGUCCGUUUGUUUGCUCAAUUGCAGAAGGUACCUGCCCAGUCGGUUGGCAUCUCAGCGGGGGAAUGUGUUACCAAAGCAACGCAGAUCCAAACAACCUCUUGACAUGGACAGAUGCGAAGGCUUUCUGCAGCGCACAAGGAGCUUAUCUGACUCCCAUUAAAUCGGAUGUGGAAAACAAUUUUCUGAAAACCUUUCUGAAGGAUAUGAACAGCAAUGGCAUCCAGUAUAUGUUCUUCGGAUUAUCAGAUCUUGGAUCAGAUGGGACGUACAAAUGGGCUGUCGACGGUACAAACCUGGGCAACGGUUAUCAGCAUUGGGAAAAAGCACAACCUCCAUUUAUGAACGGCCAAAAGGAUUGCGCCUAUAUCCCAACAGGUGACUUCCAGGAUGCCAGAUGGAAAGUCGGGGACUGUUAUCAGCUGGGAGGCUUUGUUUGCAGAAUAAUGCAAGGCACAGCCCUGAAAUAUGUACCGCCUGGCCCAGUUACUAACUAUUGCGAUGAGCCAGACUGGGAUGUUUACAGCGACCAAUGCUACAAAAUCUUCCUGACCAAAAAAACGUGGACUGACGCUGAAAAAGCCUGCCAGAACGAAAACGGGUACUUGGUCAGCGUUCCCGAUGACGGCGUGCAAUCCUUUAUGUCUGGACGCAUUAACGUGGUGAAGUUCCGUGUUUGGCUGGGUUUAAAUGACAGGGCCAGUGAAACAAAUUUUAAGUGGUCAGACAGUGCCAAAACACCGCUCGGUACUUAUAAUAACUGGGCUCCCGGAUAUCCAGACGCUGCAGAUUGUGUGAGCAUGGUGGGAUGGACGACAAACUAUGGUCUUUGGAAGACCAGAACCUGUACCGAGUUAAAUUAUUACGCGUGCCAGAAACAAGCAAAAAGUGGAGCUGGGCCAACUUCCAUCCCAAAACCAACAGCUGGUAUCUACGACCGAUGUGGUAAUGGAUGGGAAUACGACAAAAAGUCAGACAAGUGUUUCGUGUUCCGACCAACUGCCUACGAGAACUGGUUUAAUGCCCGCUACAAGUGUCGUCAGGAAGGGGGUGACCUCAUCAGCUUUCAAGGGAACGACGACUUGAAGUAUGCGGCGGGUCGCUUGAAGUCUUACGGAUCUGGACUUUCUUGGACAGGCUGCAACGACCUUGGUAUUGAAGGUGGCUGGAUUUGGAGUGACAAAAAGCCGUUUUCAAUCAUCAACUGGGCACCAGGUCAGCCAAACAAUCUAGACUACUACUACUCAGGGGGCCAACACUGCUGCCAGAUCUACAACUACUGGGGUGAUUGGAACGACCAUGACUGCUACCUCUCUUAUGGUUACAGCUGUAGCCGAGAUGAAUACAUCUUCAAGUAUUUCAUCACCUACACUGAGAAGAAGUUUGAUGCAAAUGUUGACCUGAUGCUCGUCGACAAAUGGCCCAGAGAAUGCGCCGAGCGGUGUGUUCAGGAGAAGUCGUUCACGUGUCUGUCAUUCGAUUAUGACAGAGCGGGUAGGACCUGUUUCCUACGGAAAUUGGCAAAGACACCGGGUUCGUUGCUACCAACUUUUGAUUCUCAGCACUUCGAUCAUUACGAAAGAGAUCAAAGCGUUCAGCCCCCCCUGCCACCAACCCAACCUCCCUCAACGAUGGGUUGCCCCAAGGACUGGACCAGAUACCAAGACUACUGCUAUUACGUCAGCUUUGUCAAAGAUGACUUUGAUGGAGCCGAACAAGCCUGCCCCAACGGCGCCAUGCUGGCUUCGGUGGUUGACAGGAACGUCAAUCAUUUCCUCCAAGCACUCGUCUAUGAGAAAAACCAAAAGGAGACCAGCUGCUGGAUUGGAUUGAACGACAGAGCCCAGGAGAUGCUGUACCAAUGGUCCAACGGUGAAACAGUCACCUUUACCAACUGGAACGCGCAUGAACCCAACAAUGUCAACGGAGAGGACUGCAUUGAGUUAUAUAUUCAUUCCGGAUACUGGAAUGAUCUACCAUGCAAAGGUUACGACCGAAGCUCCUUGUGUCGGCAAGGUCUAUCAACUGGCAACCCUCCUCCACCAGUCGACGGUAAAUGCCCAAUUGGUUGGGUAUCAUGGAUGAAUCGCUGUUACCUGCUCAGUAAGGACAAAGCUUCGUGGGCUGAUGCAAGUACCAACUGUAAGAAGACUUCUGGUGCCCAGCUAGUCGUCAUUGAGGAGAGACUGGAAGAAGCUUUCCUGAGUGGCCAGCUGGGAAUGGAAGCAAGUGACGAGUUUUUCAUCGCUCUCAGUGACAGUAAAACCGCCGGACUGUACGAGUGGAUGGAUGGCUUUCCGAUCACGUACACCAACUGGGGCGAGGGACAGCCAGAUGAUCGUACGGGUCACUGUGUAACUAUGAGCUCCGGCAAAGACGCAGGCUACUGGGCUGACAGAGACUGUUCUCAGCAGUAUCGCUACAUCUGCGAGAAGGCAAAGGCGGGUGAACCGCCCAUUCAACCACCCCCUGUAAAUCCACCUACUACGCCGUCUAGCCAAGACUGCGCUUCGGGUUGGACAGGCUACGGCCAACGGUGCUUCAAAGCGGUCGAAUUCGACCAAGGCUCUGACGCCGCAGACUGGGACGAGGCUAAUCGGGUGUGCACUAACUUUGGCGGACACUUGGCAAGUUUCCAUCAUCCUGACGAAGAAGCUUUCUUGGUGAAAAACCUCAAGCUUAACUUGAAGAGAAGAUUUUGGAUUGGACUGAACGAUCAGCGAAACGAGGGAGGUUAUAGGUGGAGCGAUGGUACACCAGUGCAAUACACCAACUGGGCGCCAGGCGAGCCAAAUGACUACGGUGGCCAGGAGGAAUGUGUCGAGACAGACUUGAAGGGAGGAAAGUGGAACGACCUCUUCUGUUGGUACAAGCGGAACUACCUUUGCUCCAUCCCCAAAGGUACACCUGUUGUCACAACUCCAGCCCCGACACCACCACCAGGUGGAGAUUGCUAUGGUGAUAAUAAUUGGUUCCACUUGGCACCAUACUGCUACUACUUCACGAGCCAUUGGGACGACUGGCAUAGCGCCAACCAUUAUUGCCAUGAAAUGGAUGCUCACCUCGUGUCCAUCCAUAGCGACGACGAGCGCGACUUCAUCAAUAAGCGGUUGAACGAUGAAAAUGGUUACUGGAAUGGUCUGAAAUCCAACUUGACACAUCCGAUCAAUCAUGAGUGGGAAGACCACAGCCCGUACGACUAUCAAAACUGGUUGGAUAAACCAGACGCAGGAUACGGCGACAAGCUCUGUGUAAAGAUCAUUAGUGAAGAUUCGGCGAAGAAGGGCAAAUGGAUGUCGUACAAUUGUGGGGAGUAUGGUCCUUACAUCUGUAAGAAGCGUUUCGACGGCCUUCCAGCUACCCACGCACCUACCAACCCCCCAAGUGGAAAGUGUCAACCAGGGUGGAAACAGCUCAGCGAUCGGCGCUGCUACAAGAUGAUGGGGAUGGGCAGCCAAAGCGACCCCAAGAAGAACUGGAGAGACGCUAAGAAGGCGUGCGAGGACAGUGGAGCGCUCUUUGCGUCGGUGCACAGCUAUGAAGUCCACAAUGUUCUGACUGCUGAUAUGAUCAACGCUGAUGGUGAUGUGUGGAUUGGAAUGUCCAACAUCGAAAACCAAGGCACCUACGUGUGGGCAGACAGCAGUUCAAAGGAUGUCUUAGUCUGGGCAUACAAUCAGCCUUAUUAUUCCGAAAACAUAACGGAGGGUUGUGCGUGCAUGAAACACGAGGACGUGGAAAGUGGGCGUUGGUUUGCCGAGGAUUGUUCUCUUCUCCAUAGCUACAUUUGCAGGAGGGAACCAGACGACAGCAUCUCAGGAACGCCGCCCCCACCACCCUCAUGCUCGGACAUCAACCCCAACCUGGCCGAUUACACCAAGUAUGGCGAUGCCUGCUUCAAGGUCGACUUAAGCCAGAAGAGGACCUUCGAUGGAGCCAAGGCAUACUGUGACAGUGACGGCGCUACCCUGGCCUCAGUCCGAAAUGGCUUCGAACAGUCGCAGCUGGUGACGAUGGCAAUGGAAGCCGAUGACAACGUUUGGAUAGGGUUGUACGACGACCCGGCUACUAGGCUCUUCACCUGGCUGGACGGCUGGCCCUUCCUCAUCGAAUUCUGGGGAUGGAAUGACCCCAGAGGCAACAACUGCACUGCCCUGACGAAAAAUGACUAUUAUUUCUACAUUAGUGGCUCUUGGGAGAAUGUUGAUUGCAGCGAGAAGUAUUACACGGCCUGCAAGUACACCACCGGUUCCCCGCCGCCUACUCCGGGGCCUGAGCCGGGAUUCUGUGAAGAGGAAUGGGCAGAGUACGGUGGCAGUUGCUACAUCCUGGGCACGGGCAGCUACGAACUAGCCACUUUCAAAGAUGCGGUGUACGACUGCGACAGGUACUACGGAGGAGCGUACGUGGCCACCAUCAGCAACCAGGGCGAGAACCAGUUUGUCCAAAAUUUGGCCCAGAAAGGCGUUCCCGGCAUCAGCUGGAUUUUGAUUGGCCUUGAACGAGGGCCUAAUGGAGGCUGGAAAUGGGUGGAUGAUAGUACAGUGGCCUACCAGAACUGGGCUGGAAACGUUUACGGAGAUGAGACAAGCAGCUGUGUUGAGAUACGUACCUCCGCUAAGGGAAAGUGGGACACUAUUGCUUGUGAUAUCAAAAGCCACUUUGUUUGCGAAAAGCCCAAGACACGAAUCACGUCUACAGAAGCACCAUUUAAACCGAAGGAUUGUGUCAACCAGUUUAUCGUCAGUGGAUGGAAACAACUAGAUACCUUUUGCUACUUACAUGUGUCGGACUCUGUAUCGUGGGAGGAGGCCGAGGCGGACUGUAACACGAAAGGCGGUUACCUUGUGUCGGUGCACACAGAUGCUGAGCAGUAUUUUGUAAAGAAAUUGGGAGAAGACAAUUUUGCUUACGUACAGUGGAUUGGGCUACAUGAAGUUUCUGAACUUGGAUUGGGUACAGAUUAUGGCUGGACUGAUGGAACUGAUGUGGAUUACCCAGGCUGGGACCACGGACAACCCAAUGAUCAACAGGAUACAGCAACGUGUGUCCGGAUGAGAUGGAACGGAAAAUGGGAAAACAGUAAUUGCGGGAAGUCACUGGCUUAUACUUGCAAGAGAAAAUUCGACAGCAAGACGCCUGUUGUGAAACCAACCAAGCCGCCCAAGCAGGGGAACUGUCCGAAAGACUGGCUGAAGGUGGGUAAGGCUUGCUACCAAUUCCGCUCUGGCAGCAAGACGUGGAACGAAUCUCGGAAUGAUUGUCUGAAGGAAGAGGGAGGCGACCUAGCUGCGAUACACAAUCAGCUAACCCAGUCUUUUCUAACAACAGCUCUCAAGGGACAACCUAGCAAUAUGUGGAUCGGACUGCGAAGAACUUUUUACGACUUCAGUUUUCUGUGGGUAGAUCAAAGCAAGAGGAUGUACACUCACUGGGCCAACAACCAACCGGAUGGAUUUUUUGGUGAGGAGGCUUGUGUUGUUAUGGCGAAGGACCCCGAUUUUCCGGGCAGAUGGAAUGACAUCGACUGCUCAGAGAAACACGGCUAUCUUUGCUACAAACCACUUGAUCCCAGUCUGCCCACCAGCAUUCCCCCUGACGUCGGUAAGUGCCCUCUGGAGGAUUACAUGCCAUAUGGCGAGGACUGUUUCAAGAUCAACAUGACGAUGUUGAACUUUGGCAAUGCCACCGUGACCUGUUCCAACGAAGGAGCGGCCUUGGCUACGAUAAUCGAUGGUUACGCUGAGGCGUUUGUGAUGUACAACAUGCUGAACCAGGACGGGCCUCCGCCGGAUUCCAUUUGGAUUGGCUUCAGCGCUGAUGUCGAUACAAGGCAGUUUCGUUGGGCAGAUGGUUGGCCAGUCACAUACACAAACUGGGGCUGGAGCCAGCCCAUGGAGGAAAACGGUCUAUGCACAAUGUUGACACAAAAUACGGAUUGGGAGACAUCUGAUUGUGGUGUCAAAAUGCCCUUCGUCUGCCGGACGACCACCGCCACACCUCUGCGGCCAACGAAUCCGUCCCUUCCCGGCACGUGUCCAGACGGUUGGCUGCCAUUCCAUGAUCACUGCUACCAGUUCAACACUAGCAGCUUAGGCUACGAAUCGUGGUAUCAAGCAAAACAUCAGUGUGAGAAAGACCAUAACGGUCGACUGCUGUCGGUCCACACACAAGCCGAGAACAACUUUGUCCAGAAAACAUUUCGACCGGAAAAUUCUUACGAGUGGUCUGGAAUAUGGUUGGAUCUCUCCCGUGAACCAGUCGGAGGAGGGCAUUACGAGUUUUCUUGGAACGAUGGUCACGCCAUUGAUUACACCAACUGGGCUACUGGGGAACCCGCUGAAAACGAAUGGAACGAUUGUGCCGUGCUAAUGCCUAAAGCGUACGGCAAGUGGGAGACGCUGUCGUGCAGUUAUGGGGCUUUUUUUGUCUGCUACAAGGAGCAAGAUGUGGCAAAACCAUCGCCACAAAAAGGCCUCAGCGGUGGAGCAAUAGCUGGCAUCAUCAUCGGCGUGCUGCUGUUGGUAAUUCUUGUCCUUGGGAUCGGCUACUUCUUUAUGAAGAAUCGCCAGCCCAAGGGACUCAUUGAGGACCCCGGACUGCCGUCCAGCACCAGCUUCGACAACGUUUUGUAUACGCCCUCCUUGGAAGAGGUCAAACCUAACCCAGAGGUGUCAUCCGGUACAAUGAGUGACGCCUGAAGAGGGUGCCAGUGCUGGAUAACUUGAAUUGGCUCAUUUAGAAUUGCAGAAUUCUUUGAAAUAUUAAAGCACUGAAACACAAAGUCUGGUUUGGGAUAGGGAACUUAAAGUCAAUACAUAUGUACAUUGUAUUUCCUCCAAAAUGAAAUCACGCGAUAGCUCCUGAAACCCGCCAUACAGUAUUGUGUACAGCCUCUGUUUUACAAUCAGAACAUAGGCCUACAAGUGAAAUUAAGUAAAACCAAGAAGAGAACUUUUAUCGGGUGUAUUUUACGUGGAGAGAUUUCAGUCCCUUCUCACAUGACGCAAUCUUGCUUGGUUGUGAUCGGGAGUUUAGUAUUUGCGGUGGGUGGGACGUUAUGAGCAAGGUUUGAUUUCUGUGUUCAUCGCCACAGUCUAAAUGUUAACAAAGAAGCAAAUGCAUCUGUUCUUUUAGAAGACGACGUCGUGAAAACAAGUGGUUAAAUCUAACACAAAUAUGUCAUAGGUGUCUGUUUUUAUGGUCGAAAUUGCCUGCAUUUACCGAGGGGAGCAACAGAGUUAAUGAUGAUGUAGUUAGAUGUCUAUCCUAAAGUUUGUUUUCUAAAUAGCUAAAGUCAGUUGUAUAAGAAUUUCUUUUUUCUUUGAGCAAAUGUAUCAGUAUUAAUUGUUUUGUUUCCUUUAUUUUUGGUCCAAUAAUUCGAUUAUUGUCUUUCCAUAAAAUCUUUCCAUUUAAUUUGCAUUAUUUUGCUUACAGCAUUAAGAACUGGUUCACACAAUACUUCAUGUAUAUUUGUGACACUCAUCUCUGAUAUUUUUAGAAAAUAUACUGAACCGAUGAAAAUGAAUAUUAGUUAAGAACCCGGGCAAUGUGCAUGUCUUUAAAAUUGCUCACUGUAAUUUACAUUUUGUGUAAGAACUCCUUUCUUAUGCGAUUUCACGAAUCAUCUUAUUCUGACUUCCUGAUUUGUCACUUAGCAUUUUAAUUUCUAGUUCGAACAUUAUAUCUUACCAAACCGUUUUGAUCAAACAACAGAGAAAAAAUGGAGGCAUGUUAUCCUUCAGACUAUCAAGUUCAAACUAUCCUUAUCGUAAUAGUUUACUCUACUCGGUGCACGUAAACGGUACAAUAUGGUUUGGCUUAAACCUUUUCAUGACACGUAGGCUGAGUAGAAUGUAGAGUUAGUUUUCAUCAUUUCAUACUGCACAGGAUAGCCAUUAAGUUACCUGGUGACGUAUCUUUAAUAAAUUCUUUAUAUUUUAUCAUAAGCAAUCAAUAAAUCCUGCCAGCAAAAAACGGCAAUAUUUUAAGACAUUUACUGUCCAUGUCUUUAAUGCACGAGUAUUGAGAGUACAUUAUCAGCAUAUACAUUCAGAAAAAGGAUUACUGCCUUCGAAAAUUGAAAAUGAAAUUGUAAAACAAAGUUACACGAAAAGCCAAUUAACACCAAGUUGCAUGCCAUUUCUUUUUUGUUACGAACAUUGCGUAUACUGUAGAGUUUAUAUAUGAAACGGGGUAAGCGCCAGUUUGGUACUUUCUAGAAUUCUUAAUUCUCCUGGUUGCCCAAAGUCAGUUUUGCUGGGUUUAGUGCAUACCAACACAGUUCAAUAAAUCAGUACAGCAAAAAAGGAAGUUCAAACACACCCAGUGGACUGUUUUUAUUCCUUGUUAUUGCACAAUCGUUAACCAAAAUUUCUGUUUUUCAAAUAAAUAUAUUACGCUUCUGAAAUAACCAUUGCUUUUUACGAUUACAUGGGUGAUUCGCAGAUUUCAAUCAGGCCAAUUUUUACCGAGCAAAAGAGACACAUUUGAAAAUGUCAAAUGGUACCGUAUGGUGUAAGGUCUACUUAAUCGCAAAUUUGGACAAGAUGAAAACGGUAUAUUUCCAACUUGUUUAAUUAUCUGUAUGAAAUUUCUGGGUUUCUUGUUUCUUUUGUUUUUGUUCUGAAGAGCAAUGUAUUUUAUUUCUCUCUUAUCAGUAUGACAAUUUAUUAUCCUCCAAUUUCCCUGAUUCACCAAUAUCGUUGCCCGAAACUAUACUGACCCAAUAUACGAUUACUUGAGCAAAUACUGUUGGUAAAUCCUUAACUGCUAUUCUUGUCAAAAUCUUUAAAAAAGCUUUAUUAAACGGAAAGGGCAAACAUUGACCGUGUAUUAUUUAUUAACAGCUUAAAAAUUUAUGUAAUUUUAAAACCAAAAGUUUAGAUUGCUCAGAUUAACCAUAGAGAAAGGACACAGAAGGAGUUGCAACUCAGGCACUUGAACAUGUUCAAUGAUGG